Molecule: messenger RNA, 1425 nt
Organism: Adineta steineri
Lineage: Eukaryota; Metazoa; Rotifera; Eurotatoria; Adinetida; Adinetidae
Source: the annotation of a GenBank genome assembly
AUGAAGGAUAUUCUGAAUAUUUCAAUAAGACACACACACACUUUCAUAAUUUCUAGGUGGUCGAAUGGUCCUGAUAAUUGUCGACAAACAUUAUUACAUCGAGCAGUUGAUGAAAACAAUGAAAGUGUUGCCUGUUUUCUUAUACGAAGUGGCUGUGAUAUUAAUUCCCCUCGUCAAGUUGGUUUCAAUGGUGAAACACCUGAUAUAUGUAAAACACUUGAAAGUCCAUUACAUCUUGCUUGUCAAUGGGGUCUCGAACGAGUUGUUUCAACAUUAAUUGAACAUCAUGCAGAUAUUAAUAAAAAAGAUGCAGAAGGAAAUACACCACUUCAUGUUGCAAUUAUUAAUCAACAUAUAAAUAUUAUUAAUUUACUUAUUCGUGCACCAAAUUUAGAUCUUUCAAUACGUAAUAAACAAAAUCAAACAUCAUUUGCUUGUUCAAUUGUUUCAAAAAAUAAUGAAGCAGCUAAUCUUAUUUUAAAACGAGAACCCAAUGCAGCUGAACAAAUUGAUAAUAAAGGACGAAAUUUUCUUCAUAUAGCUGUACAAAAUGGUGAUAUUGAAAGUGUUUUAUUUUUAUUAACUGUUCAUGUUAAUGUUAAUAAUCGAGUACAAGAUACAAAUCAAUUAACACCACUUCAUCUAUGCGUACAAACAGGAAAUGAAAUUAUUCUAAGAAAUUUAUUACUUGCUGGAGCUAAUAUUAACAAUGUAACAGCAAAUCGUCGAUCUGCUUUACAUAUUGCAUCGGAAAAUAAUCGAGGUUUUAUUUGUAGUAUUCUUAUUGAAAAUCAUAUUCAAGCAAAUUUACUUGAUUCAAAUCAAAAUACUGCACUUCAUCUGGCUGUUCAACAUGGUCAUUCUGAUGUUGUACGUCGUCUAUUAUCCGAAUCAGAUAUAGAUGUAUUUACACUUAAUAACAAAGGAAUGAAUUGUCUUCAUGUCUUAGCACAUUAUAGUAUGGAAAAUGCACAUUUAAUAUUUGCUGCUUUAUUAGAAUUUUAUCCCAAAUUUCCUCUUGAUAUCCAAGAUGGACAAGGGAAUUCUGCUCUUCUAUCAGCUUAUAAAAAUGGUCAUGGACAAUUAUGUCGUGCACUUGUAACAGCUGGUGCUAAUUUAAGUAUUUGUAAUAAUGAUCUAUUAUCAAUAUUUACUAUGCCAGUAGCAAGUAAAGCUUUAUUAGUUAAUAUUCUUGAUAUUAUUCCACAUGAACCGCCAUGGGGUGAAGGUGAAACAUGUUUAGAAUGUGGAGUAAAAUUUACUAUAACAAAUCGAAGACAUCAUUGUCGACAUUGUGGUCGAGUUUUAUGUAAACGUUGUUCUAUGAAUGAAUUGCCAAUAAUAAAAUUUAAUUUACCAAAACCAGUAAGAGUAUGUCAAUUAUGCAAUGAUGUAUUAACAUUUGGUGUUAUGGCUGCUCGUUAA